This is a messenger RNA of Amoebophrya sp. A25, 157 nucleotides long. The record is from the annotation of a GenBank genome assembly. Lineage: Eukaryota; Dinophyceae; Syndiniales; Amoebophryaceae.
GAUGCCGAGGCUGCACGACGAGCUCAACAAUUGGAGAAGGAAAAAGAGCGCGUUACACAUCUAGAAGUUGGGCAAACUGCUUUGGCCUCCAAGGUGCAAGCUGCUGACCAGGAGAAAGCGGCACAAGCAGCACGAAUCGCACAACUGGAACAAGCAC